This is a messenger RNA of Laetiporus sulphureus 93-53, 459 nucleotides long. RefSeq lists its product as uncharacterized. The transcript is spliced from 4 exons. The coding region runs from base 1 to 459 and encodes 152 amino acids. Lineage: Eukaryota; Fungi; Basidiomycota; Agaricomycetes; Polyporales; Laetiporaceae. The record is from RefSeq and is a predicted model, not a curated record.
AUGGCGAGGAACCUCACCGUCAUGAGGCCCGCGACGGUGGGCAGAUGCACGGCGGUCAGCAAGGGCGAUCUGUACGAGGACGAGGACGAGCUGCGCACGCCCAGGAUUGGCGUGGAUGAGGACGCGAAGGCGGAGGCGACCAAGACUGGCUUGACCAAAAGCGCCUGGGCAAAGACCCGCGAGCUCAUGCGCAGCCGCCCCCGGAGCGCCAUGCUGCAUCCCAUGACGCGCACGCUCUCUGUGCACCCGCUCGAGGCGCCUGUGCCAACGCCUGCGACGCCGGUCGUCGAAGGCUGCGGUGCUUUGGUGGAGAUCGACUUGGAUACGGGCGUCGUGCGGUCGUUGUGCGAGUAUGGAGCGCGUCGCGUGUCGCUGCGCUUGGCGCUUGGGCAGUUUGGGGCGCUCGUUACGACCGCCUCGGUCGUCGCAGCAGAAGUGAGCACGAUCGCGCCGGGAUGA